AUGAGGAGGCCCGUCUCCAGUUUGGGUUUGGGCUCCAGUUUGAAGGAACUGGUGAGAGCUGGUUUCCAGUUCACCACAGACCUGCAGGACCUGAACCCGGAACACCUGAGCGCAGAGGCUGGAGUGUCCCAGCAGGAGGCGCUGGAGGCGCUGCAGGCUGCCAGCGCGGGGCGGGCGGUCCCCGUGACGGCGCUGGAGCUCCUGCAGAGGGAGGAGGAGUUCAGGAGCAUCGUGACGUUCUGCUCCCGGCUGGACGAGGCGCUCGGGGGAGGAGUUCCUGUCGGGAAAGUGACGGAGAUCUGCGGAGCUCCAGGAGUUGGGAAAACACAGCUGUGCCUGCAGCUGGCCGUGGACGUCCAGGUGCCGGCGGUGUUCGGCGGUCUCGGGGGUCAGGUUCUGUUCGUGGACACGGAGGGCGGGUUCCGGGUCCAGAGGCUGGUGGACCUGGCCGGCGCCGCCGUGCGCCGCUUCUCGCUGCUGGCUGAGGAUGAGGAGCAGCGUGUUGCCAUGGCGACCUUCACCGUGGAGACCAUCCUGUCAAACGUCUUCCUGGUGCGUUGCCGUGACUACGUGGAGCUGCUGGCCGAGCUGCGUCUGCUGCCCGACUUCCUGUCGGACCGGCCGAGGCUCCGCCUCCUCGUCGUGGACAGCGUGGCGUUCCCGUUCUUGCGUCUCCAUGACGAUCUGUCCCGGAGGACACGCCUCCUCCAGGGCGUCGGCCUGCGGCUUAUCGCCGCGGCGACGGGCCACAACAUCGCCGUGGUGACCACCAACCACACCACCACGAGGCUGCGCGGCGGCCGGGCGCGGCCGGCGCCGGCGCUCGGCGACAUCUGGGGCCACGCCCCCUCCGUCAGGCUCCUCCUCCGGUGGGAGGAGUCACGGCGCAUGGCCUCCAUCGUCAUCCCGGGUCACAUGGACUCCAGCGUCCAAUACCAGAUCACCUGCCAGGGCUUCAGGGACGCGGACCAAUCAGAACAGCCGCAGAGCAAAAGGCCUCGAACUCAGACCGACCAAUCGGCUUCCAGCAGGAAAAACACUGUAACAUGAUUAAAGCCAAUCGGAGAUGAGAGCCUGAAGUUCAGUCUGCACUUCUGCUCUCUGCUGGCUUCUCAUUGGCUGAGAGGAACUCACAGGUGCUCCUGUGCAGGUGUGUUUGCUGCUUUUACCUGCGCUGCUCUAGUUAAGCCCCGCCCCCAGCGUGAUGUCACUCAGGUGAGGCUGCAGCAAAUCCAGACAAAGAAACUUUAACCAGAUCCUGGAGCUGCAGGCGUCCAGGUGUGUCCAGCUGCUCCUCCUGGCCUCCAUCACCUGUCUGUCACCUUGGAAACUGAG
This is a messenger RNA of Poeciliopsis prolifica (blackstripe livebearer), 1335 nucleotides long. Its product is annotated as DNA repair protein RAD51 homolog 3-like. Gene Ontology annotation, biological process: DNA repair; meiotic DNA recombinase assembly; reciprocal meiotic recombination. Gene Ontology annotation, molecular function: ATP-dependent DNA damage sensor activity; crossover junction DNA endonuclease activity; ATP binding. Gene Ontology annotation, cellular component: replication fork; Rad51B-Rad51C-Rad51D-XRCC2 complex; Rad51C-XRCC3 complex. NCBI's taxonomy places the organism in Eukaryota, Metazoa, Chordata, Actinopteri, Cyprinodontiformes, Poeciliidae. The record is from RefSeq and is a predicted model, not a curated record.